Messenger RNA from Hevea brasiliensis (rubber tree), 1167 nucleotides. RefSeq names its product 30S ribosomal protein S5, chloroplastic. NCBI's taxonomy places the organism in Eukaryota, Viridiplantae, Streptophyta, Magnoliopsida, Malpighiales, Euphorbiaceae. The coding region runs from base 74 to 991 and encodes 305 amino acids. Gene Ontology annotation, cellular component: mitochondrial small ribosomal subunit; ribosome. The transcript is spliced from 2 exons. The record is from RefSeq and is a predicted model, not a curated record. Gene Ontology annotation, biological process: translation. Gene Ontology annotation, molecular function: RNA binding; structural constituent of ribosome.
UUAUCCUUCUCUUCUUCAGUUUUCGGGGAUAAGCCCCCAGGCCAGCUUCGCUUCUCCACUAAUCUCCCCAGCGAUGGCGGCAACAGUAACAGCAUCAACUCUCUCCUCUGCCGCCUCUCUUUCUAUCCGCACCAAGCCUCGCCUCUCUAUUCCAAAACCCAUUAAGUCCUUUCUCUACUCCAAAUCACCCCAAUUUCUCUCCCUUUCUUCCCAUCCCACCACAAUUACCAGAGCCCAAUCCAGCGACAUUGACACUUCCUUCUUCGACAACGUCAAUCCCGAAGACGUUAUCGUUUUUGACCCGCCAAGCCCCCCAGAAGACUUCGUUCCUCCGCCCUCCUUUGACGAGGGUCCCAUCGAAACCGAGGAAGAAAUCGCCGCUGCUUACGAAGAGCUAUAUGGACCCGCUUUUAGUGGAGAGAGCAUUUUGGGCAAUGAUGUGUAUGUAAUGGACUCGAAGGUUAAAAAGACAACUGGGUUCGGUUCGAAAGGGAAGAAGGAGAAAAUACGAGAUGGGUUUGAGGAGAGAGUAGUGCAGGUGAGAAGAGUGACUAAGGUGGUUAAGGGAGGGAAACAGCUACAUUUUAGAGCAAUUGUGGUGGUAGGGAAUAAGCAAGGCCAGGUUGGUGUUGGGGUUGGGAAAGCCAAGGAAGUAAUUGCUGCUGUGCUGAAAUCGGCCGUUAAUGCGAGGAGGAACAUCGUUACGGUGCCCAUGACCAAGUACUCGACUUUUCCUCACAGAUCUGAAGGAGAUUAUGGGGCAGCAAAGGUGAUGCUUAGACCAGCCUCACCUGGUACUGGAGUGAUUGCUGGAGGUGCUGUAAGAAUUGUUCUUGAAAUGGCAGGUGUUGAGAAUGCUUUAGGAAAGCAAAUUGGGAGUAAGAAUGCCCUCAACAAUGCCAGAGCUACGGUUGUUGCUGUGCUAAAAAUGAGGCAAUUCCGUGAUGUUGCUCGUGAACGUGGGAUCCCAAUGGAAGAACUGUGGAAAUGAUGGAUAUGGAAGAUGGUUUUUGUUAAAUAAUUUUUUUUUGUCCUUGAAUGUGCAUUAGGUACAAGAAGUUUUUGUAGUUAAAGCCAAUGGAAACAAGAACAAGAUCCAGUCAUUUGUCUUUCUUGCUCAUGACCAGUGUAUGUUAUUUUAACUGAUGCUAAUCUCUUUUCUAAUUA